This is a messenger RNA of Paraphaeosphaeria sporulosa, 3893 nucleotides long. RefSeq lists its product as uncharacterized. The transcript is spliced from 2 exons. The record is from RefSeq and is a predicted model, not a curated record. Gene Ontology annotation, molecular function: oxidoreductase activity; protein binding. The coding region runs from base 167 to 3538 and encodes 1123 amino acids. Lineage: Eukaryota; Fungi; Ascomycota; Dothideomycetes; Pleosporales; Didymosphaeriaceae.
AACCACUCAUCUUUCACAGAACCAAGACAGAUCAUCCAUGCUCCAAUCAUCCGCACGGCGCGCCGCGGCCUUCUCCUCCACUAUUCGAUGCCGCUGUGCAUAGGCCAUUGUUGACCUCAAUCCAGCAGUGGCCACUAUCAAUUCCCAUGCCGUUCCAUCAGCCACAAUGUACUCGUCGCUCGCCACCAUGACCGAUGCGGAUGGGCUCGAUGAUAGUCAUUAUCUCUUCGGCGAUGCACAAAAUGGCAUUCUGCCGAUGCCGCUGGCCCACGACAGUAUGAGGGACGAGAGCUCUACGGUCAUGCCUGCGGCCCUUGAGAACAUCCACUAUACCGAAUCAACGGCAUCGUCCGUGCACCACGGAGAUAUUCAUGAUGCCUCUGAAUCAAGUGGAGGCCAUAUCAAUGGCAGAGAUGAACGCGACAGUUCUGCGUCGAGUGGGUAUGUCAACGGUCACGGGUAUGAUGGCACUCACGUCUCCACAUUACAUCUCCACCAUCCUCAUCCGCUUCGAACAUCGGAGACGAACGAUAUCGCAAUCGAUUUCCAUCAUGAAAAGAUCACGAGGAUGAAUGGUGAUGAUUUACAUCCACACGUCAAGGGUCCUAUAACGGACGCGGCUUUGAAUCAAACUAAGAAUAUCCCACAUACUCCAGUAUCCAUGGCGGCAACCCCUCGACCCCUAAAUGGAACACCAAAAGCCUCAUCGACACCUGAACUUCCGCAGUCCCAGGAACAUGAUGGUACACGUCAACCACGAAAUUCAAGCCCACCGAAGGGUAAGCAUACUGAGUUCAAAGCGAAUAGCUCUAUUCCGGCUACACUCUCAUGGGGCGAGUUUGGAAGGCAGUGCAUACUGGCAGCCGAAAGUUCACGGCUCAAUCCUUUCGCCCUUCACCCUGGCGAAUAUCAGCUGCUACGGAACCACAUCACUCACGCGCAAGUUACCAUCUACCUCAAUAUCCGCAAUGCUAUACUUCGCCUCUGGACUAAGAAUCCAAUGGUGUAUGUCAGCUUGGAGGAAGCGGCAGGGUGUGCACGAGACAGACGCUACUUCAAUCUAGCAAAGGUCGGAUACACCUGGCUUAUGCGGAAUGGUUACAUCAAUUUUGGGUGCAUCGAAGUGCCGAACACAGCCAUGGCCAUACCGUAUACCAAAGUCAAACGAGGCGCAAGGCGAACAAUCAUUGUUGUAGGCGCGGGCAUGUCUGGCCUUGGGUGUGCCCGGCAUCUGGAGGCCUUGUUCGCCCAGCUUGGCGAUCUAUGGGUCAAUGAAGGCGAACGGCCUCCGAGAGUAAUUCUUCUCGAAGGCCGACCACGUAUCGGCGGGCGAGUAUACUCGCAUCCUUUUCUCAACCAGACUGGAUCGACUCUACCGCCAGGACAUCGGUGUACUGCUGAGAUGGGUGCACAGAUCGUCACGGGUUUCGAGCACGGUAAUCCGCUCAACGCUAUAAUACGUGGCCAACUAGGAAUACCAUACCAUGGAUUGCGCGACAAUACAAUAUUGUACGACUAUGACGGUACAGUCGUGGAGAGGAGCCAGGACAUUUUAGUGGAGAAACUAUAUAAUGACGUCCUAGAACGCGCGAGUACCUUUCGAAACAAACCUGCAACCUUUCGCACAGUAGAAGGCGACCGAAAUCUUAUACUAUUUGGACGCGAACCGACCGAUAACAGCGAAGCAACAAUUGCCGAGCUCGAACAAUCCGAAGCGCCGCCACCUGCAAAUGCAACGACUACGGCGUCGACAACGGAGGAGAAACCAUCCACUGGAGUUGAAAAGCUGGCAGGCCGAGCAUAUCAGCUCAGCGCAGGAUUUAACCCGAACAUAACUGCCACCCAAGCGGUCAAGAAUAUGGGCUGGUCAGUUAAAGCCAACGCACCUGAUCUCCAGUCCUUGGAACUAGAUUCAACCGCGAAAGCAUCUGCCCAUCCAACACUCGGGCAAACGAUGGACGAGGGCAUCAGACAAUAUCAGAAGGUACUAGAUCUACGACCAAGAGACUUGCGACUUCUCAAUUGGCAUCACGCAAAUCUCGAAUACGCCAAUGCUGCCAGUGUCAACCACUUGAGUCUGAGUGGAUGGGAUCAAGACAUUGGCAAUGAGUUUGAGGGCCAACACACCGAGGUCAUUGGAGGUUAUCAGCAGGUGCCGCGUGGACUCUGGCAAUGUCCGAACAAACUGGACGUUCGCUUUAAAACAGUGCUGAAAUCCGUCCACUACGACCUUGAUGAGAAGGCAAUUGGCAAAGCUGUGAAGAUCGAAUGCACUAAUGGUGAAGUGUUCGAGGCAGACCAACUUGUAAUCACAACGCCGCUUGGAGUCCUGAAAUCUGGCUCUAUCACUUUUCAACCUCCGCUACCAGACUGGAAGCAGGGUGUAAUAGAGCGUAUGGGUUUCGGACUUCUUAACAAGGUAAUCUUAGUUUAUGAACAAGCCUUCUGGGAACCCGAUCGCGAUAUGUUUGGCCUACUGAACGAGGCAGAACAUCAGGCGAGUCUCAACCCUGAAGACUAUGCUCGACGAAGAGGCCGUUACUACCUUUUCUGGAACUGUAUCAAGACAAGCGGCAAGCCCACACUGGUGGCUCUGAUGGCCGGAGAAGCAGCCCACUAUGCAGAGGCAACUUCAAAUGAUCAACUCGUCAAGGAGGUCACAGACCGUCUGGACAAGAUGUUCGCUCCCAGCCAUGUACCACUUCCAACGGAGACGAUCGUCACACGCUGGCGAAGGGAUCCUUUCGCUCGCGGGAGCUACUCGUAUGUGGGGCCACAGACGCAAGCAGGCGACUAUGAUGUUAUGGCCAGACCUUACGGCCCGAUACAUUUCGCUGGCGAAGCGACCUGUGGAACCCAUCCUGCCACAGUGCACGGCGCGUACUUGUCUGGUUUACGCGCUGCCGCUGAAGUGGUAGAGUCCAUGAUCGGGCCUAUCAAGGUCCCUAGCCCGCUCGUAGAGAAGAAGGUGAAAACCGAGUGCCCUAUGAGCUCUACCGCACUUUCGACAGAGCCAAAACGGAAAGUCGAACAAGGACUGGUCGAUGCACAGCCUAGGGAGCCCAACGCAAAACCAAAUGAGGAUUACGAGGCUUCAAUCAUAGGAGAGAUCCUCGAGAAGCUAGGCGAGCGUCCUCUCAAGCCUGGACGCGCCGGCGUCAAUCCUUUCCUGCUAUACACGAAGGACUACUGGUAUGUCUGCAAGAAUGAAUGCGACGAGAAGAAAAGAGUAGCUACCGGCGAUCCCAAUGCGAAGGCUUCAAAGACGGAGAUCCGCACUGCGCUUGGCCUGAGGUGGCGAACGGACAGUGAGGAGAUCAGGAAACCCUAUCUGGAUCAGACACAGAGUGCAAAAGACGAUGCUGCAGCAAAUGCAGCAACAUUCAAGGAUCGGGUAGCCAGGUGGGACAAGGAAGCAGCACGUAUCCGGCGGGAAUACAUCCAGAACCAUCCGCCGCCAGGAGGGAGCGAAGAUGGCAUCCUCAACGGCCGCACAGCGAUCGAGCUCGGAGCUAGUAAGCGGCUUCGGCGACUGUAAAAGGGCGAAUUUUCUUCUUCUACUGUAUUUGUUCGGGUGUUCACAUUGCAUUCAUGCGGGCGUCAAAACAUACCCAGGGCAUCGAGUGUUGAUGGUGUUAUUAAUGUACUCUACCAAGCAUGGUCUUUGAUGGCGCAGGGUUGUUCGGACAAGGCAGGUUGAGUCGAGGGGCGUGACUCGGGGAUGCAUGCAUGUCACGACGGGGUGACAUGCAUCGCGGUUCGCAUGCGAGGGGCGCAUCUGCGGCGCGCGCUUAAGACGACGGCGCCAGAAGCCACCGGGCACGGCGUGUUGUCGUCCUUCCAGCAGUUGAUAGGAUCCGAGAACAGAAGAAUUGCAACGGCGCCGGUGGUGC